Messenger RNA from Fraxinus pennsylvanica, 1080 nucleotides. NCBI's taxonomy places the organism in Eukaryota, Viridiplantae, Streptophyta, Magnoliopsida, Lamiales, Oleaceae. The record is from the annotation of a GenBank genome assembly.
AUGAAUUUUCCAGAAGAUAUAAUUGUAGAGAUUUUAUCGAGAUUACCGGUAAAAUCAUUGCUUAGGUUUAAAUGUGUGCGCAAAUCAUGGUAUUAUCUUCUUAAGAACCCUAUUUUCAAUUUAAAGCACCAAAAAUCCUAUUUACUUGUGAGCAGACGAGAUUACAUAUCAAAUGGAAGGGUUAUCUCAUUAUUUGGAAAUGAGAACACAAUUAUUGAAACAUUUGAUGACCAAAAUCUGUCGACAUUCUUGAAUGGGAUGUUUGGUCACAUAAGACUAAUAGGGCCAUGUAAUGGCAUUGUUUGUUUAUAUGGUUUUUAUGAUGAUAUUGCUUUGUGGAAUCCUGCAAUUCAAGAUUUUAAGGUACUAUCUCGAUCCCAAAUACCUCGUCGUCUAGAUGUUGUAAUACGAGGUGGUGACAUUGGAGUAGGUUUUGAUCCGAUUACUUGUGAUUUCAAGGUAAUACAAAUCUUAUUUUGCAUGUCUAAUGAUCACAACCUCAUUUAUCAAGUCAAGAUAUACUCGUUAAGAACGGGUUUAUGGAAAAAAUAUGAAGAUAUUGUACCCGCAAACAUUAUGUACUAUAAUGUUUGGAGUAUGGUAUACAAAAAUGAAACAUUUUGUUGGUGGGCCCAAGAUGGCAAUGUUGAGGUUAUUCUCUCAUUUGACAUGGGUAAAGAGAGUUUCCAAAUGACACCAUUACCAUGUGAUAUUGAGGUUUUGGGGGGAGAACAUAGGACUACAAGGGCUAUUUCUCUAUACAAAGAAUCUAUUGCAUUGAUUGUUUAUCGUCUAAAAGAAGUUGAUAAAAUUUUUGACAUAUGGGUUACAAAGGAAUUAGGGGAAAAUGGUGAUUCUUGGACUAAAUUGUCAAGUAUUGGUCGUCUUUCUCAAGUGGAGAGACCAUCAGGUUUUUGGAAUGGUGAAUUCAUGCUUGAAAGUUGUAGCGGGGAACUCGUUCUUUAUGAUCCUAGUAAAGAAAUGAAGAAUCUUGGAAUUCAUGGAAAGAGGGAGAGGGUCGAAGUCCUUGUUUAUCUAGAGAGUUUGUUUUCAGUCAAUGCUCUCAGCCUUCGGAUGUGA